CCGAAAGAAAACCAACAAACGGGAAGGAGGAAAAAUUAAAGGGCCAAACAAACCCGGCCACGGAACCGGCUUACAAAAGGGAAAAGUCCCCGAGAGCCCCUUCGCGGAAGGGGCUCUCUUUUUCCCCUUCUUUUCUUCCCUUUUUCUCCCAGCAGCUCCGAGCGGACAACAGUGCGGGAAGGCAUCAAAUGAAAGGACCGAACAUCACCGGGAAGCAGCAGACAACACGAUCGAAAUCAGGGCCUACCAACAGCAGCUGUGCUGUCCGGGAAAUUUUCAUCCACGUGCGGAAAAAUUCUGCACAUCAUUUCAUCCGGAUCGCCGAGAACGACCGGAUCAUCGAAUCCUCAUCAGCAACAACUGGACCGUCAUCCGAAGAGUCGGUGGCCACCACCGAGCCACGGUCAUUUCACACAGUUCCACGGAGAUCAUCGAUGGUGUCAGCCACGACAUCUGGUGGCUGGUGUCGGUACUAUUCGACACUCAAGGCAGCAACAGCGACGGACGGUCGUUUGCUCCGCGAGCCACCGGGGUGUGUUAGCCGGUUCCCGGAGGCGCAUUGCCUGGUGGUGAGCGCGAAAUCAGGUCAGCCGAUGACGAUCAUAAGCAGCAAAAUUCUGGAAGGCUCCGCGGCGGUGAGCAAUUCAUCGAGAGGAAUGACGAACAACGAAAAGCAAUGUAUGUAAGUCAAAAAUGUUAAAUUAUCCUUGCUCAUAUCCACCCACAAUGAUUCCGCGACAAUGGGCCGCCUGAACAAAAAUAAAUUAAUUGUUUGAUGCAAAGUUAGAAAAUGAAUACAAAAGUUUCGUCUUUUUUAUCUUUUGGAAACAGCUAUUGAGUUUCCUUUUGGGCUCCAUUUAACGAGCUAGCCGGAGCCUGGCAAAGAGGAAGAAACAACUCUCUUCUUCUUCUUGC
Messenger RNA from Uranotaenia lowii, 915 nucleotides. RefSeq lists its product as uncharacterized. The transcript is spliced from 2 exons. The coding region runs from base 189 to 686 and encodes 165 amino acids. The record is from RefSeq and is a predicted model, not a curated record. NCBI's taxonomy places the organism in Eukaryota, Metazoa, Arthropoda, Insecta, Diptera, Culicidae.